Molecule: messenger RNA, 2537 nt
Organism: Salarias fasciatus (jewelled blenny)
Lineage: Eukaryota; Metazoa; Chordata; Actinopteri; Blenniiformes; Blenniidae
Gene: eml2
Product: EMAP like 2
Exons: 22
Coding region: 49-2523 (824 amino acids)
Biological process (GO): microtubule cytoskeleton organization
Cellular component (GO): mitotic spindle
Molecular function (GO): microtubule binding
Source: RefSeq, a predicted model, not a curated record
GCGUGAAGAAGAGCGGGAGAGGGGGGAGAGGAGGACGCGGCGAGCCGGAUGAGAGCAGCCGGAGGCGGCCAGAGGAUGUCGGAGAGGAUCGCUUCGUGCGGGAGUCUGUGUGACAGCAGCAACCUGCUGCUACAGUACUGCAACAACGAUGACACGGUGUCGGCCAGCAGCAACAUGGACAUGGAGGACCGCGUCUCCCACCUGGAGCAGCGGCUGCAGCUGCAGGAGGACGAGAUCCAGCUGCUGAAGGCGGCGCUGGCCGACGCGCUGCGGCGACUGGGCUACUGCGAGGAGGCCGCCCAGGGCCAGCAGGCGGGCGGGGGCCACCCCGGGAGGAGGACCCUGGCUACCUCAGCCUCAGCUGCACCCACCAAGGUGCGUCAGCUCCUGCAGGCUCUUCCCUCCAGGCCUCUGAGUAACGGCUACGUUCAGCAGAAGCGCCUCCUUUCCUCCCCGUCUUCUCCAAAGAAGGAGGUGCUGCAGUCCAUUAAGAGGAAGAGCAUGUCCACAGAGCGCCUCACCCUGGUGAGGAGAGAGAUGGCAGCAGAGAGUCGCAGUCGAACCACCUCAUCCAGCAGCUCCUCCGGGGGGAAAAGCAAAUCCAAAGAAUGCACCUUCAAUGCAGAGGACGGCUACGUGAGGAUGUUCCUCCGCGGCCGGCCCGUCACCAUGCACGUGCCGUCCCAGCAGAGGGACGGCUACAGCCUGGACCUCAAGGCGGCGCUGCCCGACCACAAGCUCAAGCUGCAGUGGGUGUACGGCUACCGCGGCCGGGACUGCCGCUCCAACCUGUACCUGCUGCCCACCGGGGAGAUCGUGUACUUCAACGCCUCGGUGGUGGUGCUGUACAACACCGAGGAGCAGCACCAGCGGCACUACCUGGGCCACAACGACGACGUCAAGUGUUUGAGUGUGCAUCCUGACAUGGUCACCAUAGCAACGGGACAAGUGGCUGGAAACUCUAAAGACGGGAAGCUGCUGGCGCCUCACGUGCGCGUCUGGGACUCGGUGAGCCUCAACACGCUGCACGUCAUUGGAAUGGGGGUGUUCGACCGGGCCGUCACCUGCGUGGCUUUCUCCAAGUCGAACGGAGGCUCCUUCCUCUGCGCCGUGGACGACGCCAACGACCACAUCUUGUCAGUCUGGAACUGGCAGAAGGAGAAGCAGCUGGCCGACGUCAAGUGCUCCAAUGAGUCGGUCCUGGCCGCCGUGUUUCACCCCACGGACGCCAACCUGAUCGUCACGUGUGGAAAAUCUCACAUCAACUUCUGGACCAUGGAGGGAAACACUCUGACCAAGAGGCAGGGCCUGUUCGAGAAACACGAGAAACCAAAGUACGUGUUGUGCGUGGCCUUCUCUGAGGAUGGAGACGCCAUCACCGGAGACUCCAGCGGGAACAUCUACGUCUGGGCCAAAGGUGGGAACCGCAUCUCUCAGGUGGUGUCGGGGGCCCACGAGGGGGGCAUCUUCUCCAUCUGCGUCCUGAAGAACGGCACCAUGGUGUCCGGAGGGGGGAAAGACCGCAAGGUGGUGCUGUGGGACAAGUACAGGAAGCAGUCCGAGAUGGAGGUGGGAGACUCGUUCGGGCCCGUCCGGGCUCUGACUGAAGGAAUAUCUGGAGAACUCUUCAUUGGAACCACGAAGAACGCCAUCCUGAGAGCCGCCUUCCCCGACACGCUCACUCCCAUCGUCCAGGGCCACACGGACGAGCUGUGGGGUCUGGACGUCCACCCCUCCCUGGAGCAGUUCGUCACCUGCGCUCAGGACAAGCAGGUCCACCUCUGGGACACCAGCUCCCAUCAGCCCCUCUGGAGCAAGACCAUCGAGGACCCGGGGAGGUCUGCAGGCUUCCAUCCCAGCGGCGCUGUCUUGGCUGUGGGGACCAUGACCGGGAGAUGGUUGGUGCUGGACACUGACACCCGGGAUCUUGUUUCUAUGCACACGGACGGGAACGAGAUCAUUUCCAAUGUGAAGUACUCUCCAGAUGGAAACUUCCUGGCCGUCGCUUCCCAUGACAACUUUGUUUACAUCUACGCCGUGACGGAGAGCGGCCGGAAGUACAGCCGCGUGGGGAAAUGCACCGGACACUCCAGCUUCGUCACACACCUGGACUGGUCCGUCUGCAGUCAGUACCUGGUCACCAACUCAGGAGACUAUGAGAUCCUCUUCUGGGAGGCGUCCAACGGCAAACACGUGACCAACAUGGACACGGUGCGCAACCUGGAGUGGGCCACGUCCACGUGCACCCUGGGCUUCAGCACCUUCGGAAUCUGGCCAGAUGGAGCAGACGGCACGGACAUCAACGCCGUGUGCAGGUCACAUGACGGAGCCCUGCUGGCGUCCGCCGACGACUUCGGCAAAGUGCACUUGUUUUCCUUCCCCUGCUCUCAGCCGAGGGCUCCGAGUCACGAGUACGGCGGCCACAGCAGUCACGUGACCAACGUUGCCUUCCUGCACGACAACAGCCGCCUGAUCUCCACCGGCGGGAAAGACACCAGCAUCCUGCAGUGGGUGGUGGCCUAGACGGUGCUCGGCGA